AUGCUCGCAUCAACCGGCAUAAACGCGUAUUCUUCGCGCUCGUUCGCGUCCAGAUUCGCGUCUUCUUCGUCCUCUUCUUCUCCUUCUUCCUCUUUUCGCAAAGCGGCGGCGGCGAAAGCUUCGACGACGACUAAUCGAUUCAGCGCGUUGUUCGUCUCGUCAGCAUUUCCCCAAAGCGACGACACCACUCCGAAAGGCAACACCAAAGAAAACGACGACACAAACACCUCAGCACUAUCAUCAUCAUCAUCAUCAUCAUUUAGCUUCUCGAAAGAUGCCAUCGAUUCCGCGUCCAUUACGAUUGGUUCGACCGCAUUCGCGCACUUCGUGACUGCGUUUCCAGCUUUUGCAGAUGAAGGUCUCGAGGCAGCUCCAGGGGUCCUCGACGGCCAAACGAGCAAGAGUUACUACGCGACGUUAUUUUUGUUCGUGUUAUCCGCACCUGGGUUGUACUCGUUGGUGAAACGGUCCGCGAAAUCGAAGAUUUCGAGAAAGACGUUCGAACUUCCGGGUCCGAUGGCGGCCGGGGACGCCGCGUUGCCGUUGGACGACGUCGCGAGAGAGAUUUCGAUGUACUUCAAGAGGAACAACUACGUGGUCGCGGACGCCGGGGAGGUGAUUACGUUUGAAGGGAACAUCGCGCCGGAACGAGGGACGGCGGCGUACAUUACUUUUUGUAUCGCCGUUGGUCUCUUGUGCGUUGGUUUGGUGUGUUCAAUCGCCUUGCCCGGCGGGAAUCUCUGGUACUCUUUGGCGUUAAUUUCGCCUCUGAGCGGAAAGUAUUACUUGGAUAACGCCGGACGAAAAGAAAAAGUAAAAGUGAAAAUGGUCGAUAACGAGGUCACGACAGAUGUCAUCGUCGAAGGCGACGCGGAAGAAAUCGAAAGGUUUCGAAGAGAUUUGAACUUGUGCGAGAAAGGGAUGGUCAGAGUGAAAGGGAUAUUGGAGCAGUAA
Molecule: messenger RNA, 954 nt
Organism: Bathycoccus prasinos
Lineage: Eukaryota; Viridiplantae; Chlorophyta; Mamiellophyceae; Mamiellales; Bathycoccaceae
Exons: 1
Coding region: 1-954 (317 amino acids)
Source: RefSeq, a predicted model, not a curated record